GCCAACACAGUGCCACAAGCCAGCCUGCCUGAGUGUGCCAGCCAGCCCAGUACCUCUGCGUCCGUUGUCGAGGCAGGGUGUGUGACGCUCUCGCUGAGGCACUCGCGCAUGCCGCCGCCCCGCCACCACUGUUCACUAUCGGUCAGUUCUGCUUCACGGAUGACCAAGUGAAUGAGCGUCCUUCUUUUCCCUGCCGUACCUGCAGGCCUGACCUUCUCUCUGCCCAGCCCCGCCCACGCCAACACCCACGGGUGAACAGAAGUGGAUAAUUUUUUGUGGACGGGAAGUGGAUAGCCAAAAUUCGUUGGCGCGGCUUUUCGUAACCUCUACAACGAGAAGAAACAGGUGAGGUUGGCAUGAUGAAUCUUCUAAGCUCAGAUGACGGGCUGAGCCACUUGACCCACCUCACCACGCUGCUGACGGAAACUUCCACCUCAUCCUUCAGCUCCGUGCUGCCCGACUCCUCCUACACAGACCCAGAUCUCGAGGCUAACUCCUCUAUCUUAGACAUGUCCAUCGAGCAGAAAGUGAACAGCACUCAAAAGUACCCUGCAGAUAUGCUUGGCUUCACUGCUGCCUGCGCCUUCAUUAUUGCCAUCCUCGGCACGUUUGGCAACUUGCUGACAAUCAUUGCUUUGCCGAUGGCCAAGAAUCUACGCACCACCGCCACUGCCUUUGUGGUGAAUCUGGCCGUGGUGGAGCUCUUGUUCUGUGUUCUCAUCCUGCCAAUGUCUGGUGCACAGUACCUCUAUCUACAGCGCCACCUUCAAGGUUCUCUACUUACCGACACCCACUGCAUCUUCUUUGUGUGUGUGCGGUACACCCUUACGCAGGUGGAACUGCAGACCAUCUUAGCCAUUGCUCUCACCAGGUUAUUCACACAGGUGAUGGGCCAGUACAUGUACAAUGCCAACACCAUGGAAUGUGACCUGGGCAAUGCUAACAAAGUAGCCCGUCUUGUUUACCUUGUGGUGGAUGCCUUCAUUCCUGUGAUGCUCAUCUUCAUUCUGUACUUCUUUGUCUUUAUAAUGGUGGUAAGGAGGGCAGUGGUAAGACAGCGCAAGUUCAGCACAAAUUUCCCACCACCUCCAUCUCAGAUAAAAAUGAGUUCUAACCGUGUGGCCCGAGCCUCCAAGAGGAGCCGAGCUGCUGUGGCUCCACCCACUGCCUCCACCACCUCCACCUCCUCCACUAAUGCACCUCAGCAGAGGAAGGGAUCCUCCUCCAGCUUGAAGAAUUUCAAGAAGAUGGUCUCGGAGACUAAUCUGAGGGCCAGAUUUCUUCAUGCAGCAACACUAUUGAGAAGGAAGUGCACUCGUCAGUCUUCUAACAUGAGCCAGAGACUGACCUCUACUCGACGGGACAUGCGAGUGGCGCGCACCAUCUUCAUCAUCUUCCUCCUGGUACUGGUGUGCAGUGUGCCUGUUGCUGUAGUGCACACAAUAGACCCAACUGUCGGGAGGCCUGUGCGGUUUCUUCUUGUCCACAUACUCUACUGGUUCCAGUACUGCCUUAAUGUGGUGGUGUAUGUUCUCAUGAAUCGCCAGUACCGUGAUGCCUAUGUGGACUGUCUGGCAAGAGUCUUUCCUAGAUUCAAGCGUCACCGUGGCCUCAGGUUCUUCUGGGAGAAAGCAAGCAUUUCUUCUCGUCCCCAGCCAAACCUCACAUCUAAGGCCAACAAUCCUGCUGACUCCAGUGCUUCAGAAGCUGACCAGACUGUCACAGGAAUUCCGGUGGCUGUCUGCCGGCCACCACUCACAGCCAUCCCUGAGGGACACAGCAGCUCAGCAGCAAAUGACAGUGUGUUCUCAGAGCCACAGCAAAAGACUCCUGAAGAACCAUUCAUUAACAAAUAUAAAGAGGAGGAAAAUAAGUAUGAAGAUGAUUCAGAUAAAGAAGAUGAGAGAGAGAGAGGAAAUGUGGAUGAGGAGAAAGGGGAGGAUGAAGAAGAGAAUCACUCCUUAAUAAAUACUGAGCAUUGGGUUACUAGAAAUGGUGAUACAGUCUCUGAACCCGAUUUUGAAUCUAAAGUAUAACUUGAAAAGAUUUAGCAGGCACACAGUCCCAUCAGACUUGGUGUUUGUUAGUAUUACAGACAUAGUACUGCUACACUGCUGUUACUUCAUUUGCUGUAACACAACAACAAUGCAAGUUUACAGCAUCAAACAGCAUUGCAUAGCAGUUACUUGAAAAUCAUCAUACAUAUUGUUUUGCAAUAUUUUCAUCUGCAAUAUUUAUGUGUUUCAUAUUGGAGAUCAUUGUUCUCUGUUGCUUUGCUCAGAUAGAUAGAUGAUGAUUAGUGGGAACUAAUUUGGUGAGUUGGUGGUUUGGGUGAGAAAGAUUUCCAUAAUCCAUAAUUUGUACUAUAGGCUAAUGCCCCAUUUUCAUGUUAUAUUUAAGAAUACUCAAAUAGUUUUUGUAUAAUUACCUUGUACAGUUUUGCUAAGUUCUGAAUUAUGAAGUAUCAAUUCCUAUAGAUCUUAAGAUUUUAACCUGUAUCAUAGUUACCAUUAGUUAUAGUAGUGGUGGGUUUUUAUUGUUUUUCUUCUAAUUGUGAAUAUGUUCAUCUACAAAAUCCUAAAAUUGAUA
Portunus trituberculatus (swimming crab) is the source of this 2589-nucleotide messenger RNA. RefSeq names its product G-protein coupled receptor moody-like. Gene Ontology annotation, molecular function: G protein-coupled receptor activity. NCBI's taxonomy places the organism in Eukaryota, Metazoa, Arthropoda, Malacostraca, Decapoda, Portunidae. The transcript has 10 exons. Gene Ontology annotation, biological process: G protein-coupled receptor signaling pathway. Gene Ontology annotation, cellular component: membrane. The coding region runs from base 357 to 2036 and encodes 559 amino acids. The record is from RefSeq and is a predicted model, not a curated record.